GCCACAGGUGGCCAGUUAUUUAGCUGUAGAAUAGCAGGUGUUUUAUUUGACUGCUUCCACAAAAAAAAGCUACUUUUCCUUUUAGGACUGAUAAAAUUCUAAGUCAGCUAAGAUUGCUGAAAGACUGCAGAGAGCACCGCAGUAUCUGCGUUCGACAGGUCAGGUCUGAGGCAGUUGUUGAAGGCGCACUGUUUGACAGUAAUGGAAGGAAGUACAACUUUCCCCCAGCCAUUAUUAGCUCUGUAAAGACAGCAAAUGCCCGCAAUGGCGUCUGUUCUGGAGGAUCCCACCUUAGAGAGACACUUCAAGGGGCAUAAAGAUGCUGUCACCUGUGCAGACUUCAGUCCAAACAGCAAACAACUGGCCUCGGGGUCAGUGGAUAGGAGCCUGAUGAUCUGGAAUCUGGCUCCCAAGGCCAGGGCCUUCCGCUUUGUUGGCCACCAAGAUGUCAUCACUGGGGUGCAGUUCUCCCCAUUGGGUAACCUGGUUGCAACAUCCUCCAAGGAUAGAACAGUCCGACUGUGGACACCUUCCAUGAAAGGAGAGUCAACAGUGUUCAAAGCUCACACCGCCUCAGUGCGCAGCGUUGCUUUCUCCCAUGACGGCCAGAGACUGGUGACAGCGUCCGAUGACAAGUCGGUCAAAGUGUGGAGUGUUCACCGACAGUGCUUCGUCUAUUCCCUCAACCAGCACACGAACUGGGUGCGCUGUGCCAGGUUUUCUCCGGAUGGGCGCCUCAUUGCUUCCUGUGGGGACGACCGUUCAGUCCGGCUUUGGGACACAUCCACCAAACAGUGCAUCAACUGUUUCACUGACUAUGGAGGAUCAGCGACGUUUGUUGAUUUCAACUCCAGUGGUACCUGCAUUGCAUCUUCGGGAGCUGAGAGUUCACUGAAAAUCUGGGAUCUACGGACCAACAAGCUGAUUCAGCAUUAUCAGGUCCACAGUGCAGGAAUCAAUAGUUUUUCCUUCCACCCAUCCAACAACUACCUGAUCAGUGGUUCAAGUGACAGCACUGUUAAGAUCCUGGACCUGCUGGAGGGACGCCUCAUCUACACCCUCCAUGGACACAAGGGAGCUGUAAUCACAGUAGCCUUUUCCAGGGCUGGAGAUCUCUUUGCCUCAGGGGGAGCUGAUGCUCAGGUGCUGAUGUGGAGGACAAACUUUGACACCAAAUCCUACCAUGAUGUCCUGGAACAGCACGGCCGGAGGUCCACCCCUGAUCCCCCACCCCACCUGUCUGACAUCCACCCCAAAGGACCCCACCUUCAUCACCCACGGUCCACUGCCAUUCAGAUCAGUCCAACAGUGGCAGACACUCAGUCAACUGACCCGCAUGUCAUAGAGUUGGGCCGAGCUUCUCACAGCACCAUGCUCUUAAACGGUCGGACACACUUGACGCCCACGCAGGCCGCCGCCAACAGUCAACACUCCAACGGUUUGCCGGCGCGCCAUGUCGCCACUUCAAGAGUGGAAGGAAGGAAGGGGGACGGAAGUGCCGGCAGGGCAGGUGUGUCUGCUGGGAGCCAGACUGGGGCUGGCGGGGGAGGAAGAGGAAGGAGAGAGGAAGAGGAGAGAGGGGAGACGCACCCCCUUGAAGUUCUCUCCGGUCAUCCAUCAAGUCUGGACUCUACCCUGGGGCACAUUGUGCAACAGUUGGACAUUCUCACGCAGACUGUUUCAGUGCUAGAGGAGCGUCUCACCCUGACUGAGGACAAGCUGAAGGAGUGUCUCCUCCACCAAUCCAGGAUUCUCAAGGACGUGCGAGCAUCAGGGGAGAGGCGGAGGACGGAGAGCGAGGGGACAGAUGGAUCACCUAUCCAUUUCACUUGAGGAAGACUUCACCCUCUCUCAGACUGCAGCACAAUCUCAGACUGAACAGUACUGCUUAACUAAGACUGCUGGACAUGGGUGUGUGUGUGUGUCUGUGUGUGUGUGAGAUACUAAAUGUCCACCUUGGUGGUCUUUCUCAGGGGUCAAUAGGUUAAUCAUCAGGAUUUGGCCAAGGGCCGAAGAGAGAGAGAGAAAGAGAGAGAGCGUGUGUGUAUGUUUGUGUGUGUGUGUGUGUUACCAACAUAUUUUUUCUCUGUCUUUCUUCACCUCUUAAGAAUAUCCAGCUGUACAGCCAAGCAGACAUUCCAUUCCUGUGUGUAUGUGUGUGUAUUGAUAUGGAUGUUACGUCCAGUCCGAACAGCUGCAGCUAUGAAAACAGACGGUGCUUGUCCCUGUGUGUGUGUGUGUGUGUGUGUGUGUUUACAAGUAUAUAUUUGCGUAUUAGCACAUAUUUUAGCAGUUGGUUGCUUUUGCAGUAACAUUUUUCACUGUGCUCUGUUUGCAUCUCUGCAUAAUGCCAGGUGAUUUUUAAACCAAGCUGCGGUACAUGUUGCCUCAAAUACACCUCCUCAUAUAAAUAUAAUUUAUAUGAAUAAAUGA
Toxotes jaculatrix (banded archerfish) is the source of this 2433-nucleotide messenger RNA. It is a transcript of the gene poc1b, whose product is annotated as POC1 centriolar protein B. NCBI's taxonomy places the organism in Eukaryota, Metazoa, Chordata, Actinopteri, Toxotidae. Bases 256 to 1833 code for a protein of 525 amino acids. Gene Ontology annotation, molecular function: protein binding. Gene Ontology annotation, biological process: cilium assembly. The transcript is spliced from 12 exons. The record is from RefSeq and is a predicted model, not a curated record. Gene Ontology annotation, cellular component: centriole; ciliary basal body.